This is a messenger RNA of Melanotaenia boesemani (Boeseman's rainbowfish), 1293 nucleotides long. RefSeq names its product small integral membrane protein 10-like protein 2A. The transcript has 2 exons. NCBI's taxonomy places the organism in Eukaryota, Metazoa, Chordata, Actinopteri, Atheriniformes, Melanotaeniidae. The record is from RefSeq and is a predicted model, not a curated record. The coding region runs from base 187 to 387 and encodes 66 amino acids.
AUCAGUCCUCAUUAGAAAAGCCGUCGGGGUGGAGUAGCUCUGAAAACAAAACCAAUGUAUAAGAUGGGAGCUCGGCGUCAGUAAGCGAUAGAAUUAUGAACUGUCACACAUCACUCGCCACUUCUCUUGCGUCGUCUAACCUGUGGACUUAGUAAGCCAACAAACUGCCGGGCAGAUUUGGGCUUUAUGGCAGGUCUGAUUUAUCUAGUGCUCCGAUUUUCGGGCUCUGCUGGUCGGACAUACGGAGUGUUUUGCAAAGGUUUGACGAGGACUUUGUUGAUAUUUUUUGAUCUAGCGUGGCGGCUGAGAAUAAGAUUCCCCUAUAUCUACCUUGUAGCCUCCAUGAUGUUUAAUGUCAGAUUACAGGUCCACAUUGAAAUCCACUGAAUCCACAAUUCCUGCAUUUCGAUUUAUGACAAUGAAUACUAAGCACUGCCAUGCAAGACACACAAAACACUGGCUGACCCUGCACAGUGAUGUGGAGGGAGGGGACACUAUCCUGCAAGCUGGUGUGACAAUGCAAUAAAGUUAUGCUGCAGCUUGUUUCUGGCGGUUGUUUUCACACGAGCGCGCCAUGCCUUUUCAGGCAAAGGGCAGGAGUGAUGUCUGCUAAAAUGAGACGAGAUGAGGAGUCAAACAUAGAGGUGACAGUGGUCCUGAUCCUAGGGUUGCCUGCUCAUCCAGAUUGUGAAGAUUUUUUUACCCAGCCUUUUCUCUUAAGAGCGUGAGGACCAGCAUGGAGUAAAACGAAAUCCAGUGAUUGUUGCUGUGAACUUUUUUUUUUUUUUUUUUUUUUUUUUUUUUUUUGCUACUGUUAAUUGUCUGACAUUUAUGUUUGUUAGUCACUCAGUGUAGCACCUCACAGCCAAAACAGACUUUUCACUUUAAUUUAAAAAGGAAAUAUUUCUCAGCAUGACAUAUAAACAAGCAUGAUUAAUUUGUUUUCAUUUUCUCUUCUUGGACACUUUAUUUGAGGUUGAGGUUUUGUUUUAGAGAAUGACAGCUCAGCGGCUGCCAACUGGAAAUCUUACAAGUGCAGUAUAAGCAGAAAUCACUGCGUGUCUGUGUUUUUACACACAAGUAAUCACACUGACUGUUGUGUUUCUGCAUAUGACUAGGACUGGAGAGGUUAUAUUAGUGAAAACUGUUACCUUGAAAAAAAUGUACACACACAUAUAGCUGCAUUUGUCUCAAGAUUUAAUUUCAGUGACAUGAUUAAAUGGCGGGGAUUGAAAUCAGAAAACUGAUGGAGAGAGUGAUUUAAUACUGGAAGGAAUAAAUGAAUGAAAACAA